AUGGUGAUGCUGUGCUUUCUAUUGGAUUUGCGGACGUUAUCGCCUCCUGUACUUCGAGAUCUAAAGCAGUCAUUGCUGCAGCUAGCGAAUUUCUACGCAAUUUCAAGUCCAAGAGGUCACAGAUCGAUCUCGAAGUCGAAAUCACUCCUUGAUAAGAUCGGGCUUUGCUAUGUCUUCAAAAAUCGAGUAUCCUGUUCCACAGAGAUGAAAGUAGCAUACAGGCCAAGUGGAAAUUUCAGUCUCCGUGAUUUUCAUCAUGCUGUUAACAACUUGCCUCAUGAUGCCUUCUUGCCAGAACUCAACAAUUGUAUAGCUGUCUCAUGUUGUGAUGUCCACCUUGCUAGUGUCCUCAAUGACAAAGUUCUAUACUCAUGGGGAGGUGACAACGAAGAUGUCGGAAGAAAAGUGAUUAUUAUUAGUUCAUGUCUACUUGAAAAUUUAGACUCUGUGAUAAAGAAGACUCUAAUGGAAGCAGCAGACAAAUGUAUAUCAGUGGACUUUAUAUUGUUGGAGAAAGUGUCAGGUGGUGUUGGUGCUCUUUCAGAAAGCAUAAACAACUUCAUUAAGGAUAUACGUGAUCUUGAGAAUUGUUCAUUCCAUAAUCAUCUUCCAGAUGCAAAGGCGUUGUGCUCUCUGGUGAAACAAUGGCUACAGGAUUUAAGGGAUGAAACAGAACAACUCCAAGCCCGUCUCAAAUUCAAAAGAAACAUUCUAGGCUCUUUAAACCAAAUAUGCUGUAAUCUCUUUCCAUCUUUCACUCACAUCAUUGAUGAGUUUGAACCCUGCCAGUCAUGCAGGUGUCAUGGCUAUCCAUUGGAUGAUGAACAUAGAAACAAAAUGGUGAAGUCCACUUGUUGUCCAGUCACUGGCAAUGAGCUUGGCACACUUGAUUCAACUGUAAACUCUCUCAAGGUUGGUGAGCAAACAGUCCUGUUCAUGCCCUCCUUUCAUUACUACACAAAGUUGCAGCAUGUAACCACACCUAUUGAUUUCAACAUCAUUGAUAGAACCAACUUAAGGUCUUUAAGCGAAGGGUUGAUUGUAGGGACUCCCUUUGUUGUUGUUCCAUCUUCUUCAAAUGAACUGGAUGAUAUUGACCAGACAGAGUUAAACAACCAAGUAUUCCAAGGACUUUGCAGUGCCCUACAUUUUCUAGAUCAGGGAUUGGUUUGCUCAUCCAGAUGUAACACAGAUACAAUGAGAGAAACACCAUUCAAGUGUUAUUACAUACUUCUGCCUUCAGAUAAUGGAGUGAUGCUGCUCAGGAGGCUCGCAGGAUCAGAAGAAGUGACCCCUGUCCCUGAUGUUAGCCAAUCAUUCGACUCUACAGAAGCUAAGGAUAUCAAAGAUUCCAUAAAAGCCUCUUUGCUUGAGAUUGAAGUACAUGACUACAAUCCCAUCCUACACGAAAGGGGAUUUCAUCAAAAACUAAACGUGCUUGUGAAAGAAAGCUUGCAUUUUGGGUCAUUGCCUACCAAAUCAGAAGAGUCACCUCAUGAACUUAAAUCAACCCAAGGAGAAUCUUUAUCUGAACAUGGAUCUUCAAAGCAAGCAAAGGGUAUGAUAGCCUUUGAAGAGAAAACAGAAAUGGAAAUCUCACAGAUGGAUUUGAAAUUGAAAUCCGGACAAGAUAAAAUCACAGCACGUAUAACAGAAGAGUGGGAACAACUAAUUGUCAAUGAAAUUCCUAAUAUCAAUUCUUCCACUUGUGUUUCCAAACCAAAGUUGGAUCAGUUGGCUUCUACACCGAUUGAGAGUAAUAAGCCACUGGAUGAAAAAACUUCAAGGAUACUAGAAAGACUAGAAAUACCAAGAAAACUAAAAGCUAAAGUUGCUUCACCAAUCAUCACCUCAAGUAGUUCCCCAAGUGAUGCAUGCAUGUUGACAAAGAAGCCUCUUAUCCCAUUUGGUCCAACUCAAACUUCAGAUAUGGGAACAAAUUUAAGCCAGCCAAUGAGACCCAACUUCCAAAGGGUGAGAAGGAAAUACAGAUAA
Messenger RNA from Lactuca virosa, 1995 nucleotides. The record is from the annotation of a GenBank genome assembly. NCBI's taxonomy places the organism in Eukaryota, Viridiplantae, Streptophyta, Magnoliopsida, Asterales, Asteraceae.